CAGAGAGAGAGAGAUAGACUUAACUGUCCAACAGCCAAACCAGCUGCCUAGAAGCAGAUUGAAACUCGUCAAGGUUCUACAGGUUACUGAAGGUGUCGGUCAGCUGUUAAAGGUCAGCUGUUAAAGGUCAUCCUCUUCCUGUCUGUGUCCGCUCCCAACCCAACGGUUCUGUGUUGGACCACACACUCUGGUUCAGGUUGUCUACGUUGUUUCUGCAGAGAGGAUUCAGGCAGACUACAGAUGUUGCUGUGUGUUUCCGGGGUGGGUCGAGGGGGUCUGGGGUUGCUAGCGGUAAAGAGGGCGUGUCUUCUCACUCGCACUGCCCACUCGUCGCCCCAGAACUUUGAGUAUCGACCAAUCAAAAAGGUCAUGGUGGCCAACAGAGGUGAGAUCGCUAUCCGUGUGUUCAGGGCGUGUACUGAGUUGGGGAUUCGAACCGUGGCUGUUUACUCUGAAGAAGAUCGAGGACAGAUGCACAGACAAAAAGCUGACGAAGCCUACCUGAUAGGGAAAAGUCUUCCUCCUGUUGCUGCCUACCUGCAUAUACCUGACAUCAUUAAAGUAGCUAAGGAGAAUGGUGUAGAUGCUAUCCACCCAGGUUAUGGGUUUCUAUCUGAGAGAUCAGACUUUGCCCAGGCCUGUGUUGAUGCAGGAGUUCGCUUCAUCGGGCCCUCCCCAGAAACUGUGCGCAAGAUGGGGGACAAAGUGGAAGCUCGCUCUCUGGCUAUCAGUGCUGGUGUGCCAGUGGUUCCUGGGACAGAUGCUCCUAUAUCUUCUGUGGGGGAGGCCCGGGUGUUUUCUGAGACCUAUGGGUUCCCUAUCAUCUUUAAAGCUGCCUAUGGAGGAGGAGGACGAGGCAUGAGGGUGGUUAAAGAGUACGAGGAACUGGAGGAGAACUACCACAGGGCCUACUCUGAGGCUCUGACAGCGUUUGGGAACGGAGCUCUGUUUGUGGAGAAGUUCAUCGAGAAACCACGACACAUAGAAGUUCAGAUCCUGGGUGAUAAGUAUGGCAACAUAAUACAUCUCUAUGAGAGAGACUGUUCCAUUCAGAGAAGACAUCAGAAGGUGGUGGAGAUUGCCCCCGCGGCCGACCUGGACCCUCAUCUAAGAGACCGACUGACUUCUGACUCUGUCAAACUGGCCAAACAGGUCGGCUAUGAGAAUGCGGGCACUGUGGAGUUCCUAGUAGAUAAACAUGGGAAACAUUACUUCAUAGAAGUCAACUCCAGACUGCAGGUGGAACACACUGUCACUGAGGAGGUUACAGAUGUGGACCUGGUUCAUGCCCAGCUGCGUGUGUGUGAGGGACGCAGUCUGCCUGAGCUGGGGUUAACACAGGAGACCAUCAGGGUGAAUGGUUGUGCCAUACAAUGUAGAGUCACCACUGAAGACCCGGCCAGAGGCUUCCAACCAGACACAGGACGACUGGAGGUGUUCCGUAGCGGUGAAGGGAUGGGUAUACGUCUAGACUCAGCCUCAGCCUUCCCUGGAGCUGUGAUCUCCCCCCACUAUGAUUCUCUGCUGGUCAAAGUCAUCGCCUCUGGGAAAGACAUGUCCACCGCCGCCGCCAAGAUGCACCGCGCUCUCUCAGAGUUCAGAGUCCGGGGGGUCAAGACCAACAUCCCCUUCCUCCAGAAUGUUCUGAGUAAUCACCAAUUUCUACACAGUACAGUGGACACUCAGUUUAUAGAUGAGAACCAGAACCUGUUUAUCAUGAAGCCAGUCCAGAACAGAGCACAGAAACUACUGCACUACCUGGGUCAUGUGAUGGUGAACGGACCAACCACACCCAUUCCUGUCAAGGCUAAGCCCUCCUCCAUCGACCCUGUCAUCCCUACUGUACCCAUGGGUGAGCCGUCGUUAGGGUUCCGUGACGUCCUGCUCCGUGAGGGUCCAGAGGGCUUUGCCAAGGCAGUGAGAGCCCACUCUGGUCUACUGCUCAUGGACACCACCUUCAGGGACGCCCACCAGUCCCUCCUGGCCACCAGGGUGCGAACUCACGACCUGAAGAAGAUAGCACCUUACGUAUCACAUAACUUCAACAACCUGUUCAGCCUGGAGAACUGGGGAGGAGCUACAUUUGACGUAGCCAUGCGUUUCCUGUACGAGUGUCCCUGGAAGAGACUCCAGGAGCUGAGGACCUUAGUCCCCAACGUUCCCUUUCAGAUGUUACUGAGAGGAGCUAACGCUGUGGGAUACACUAACUACCCUGAUAACGCAGUGUUCAAGUUCUGUGAGGUUGCGAAGGAGAACGGCAUGGAUAUAUUCCGUGUAUUUGACAGUCUCAACUACCUCCCUAACAUGAUACUGGGCAUGGAAGCCGCCGGCAGGGCAGGAGGGGUGGUGGAGGCUGCUAUCUCCUACACAGGAGACGUAUCAGACCCCAUGAGACAGAAGUACUCCCUGGCGUACUAUGUUAAGCUGACUGAGGAACUGAUGAAGGCUGGGACUCACGUACUCUGUAUCAAGGACAUGGCCGGUCUGUUGAAGCCGGAGUCCAGCCGUAUCCUGAUCAGUGCUCUGCGUGAUCGUUAUCCUGACGUUCCCAUCCACGUCCACACACACGACACAGCAGGGGCUGGAGUAGCCGCUAUGCUGGCCUGCGCUGAGGCCGGGGCCGACGUAGUGGAUGUCGCGGUGGACUCCAUGGCAGGGAUGACGUCACAGCCCAGCAUGGGAGCCAUGGUGGCCUGCACCAAAGGAACCAAACUCGACACUGGUAUUGCCUUAGAGAAGGUGUUUGAUUAUAGUGAGUACUGGGAGGUGACUAGAGGGCUGUAUGCUCCAUUUGACUGCACUGCUACCAUGAAGUCAGGCAACGCUGAUGUGUAUGAGAAUGAGAUUCCAGGCGGUCAGUACACCAACCUUCACUUCCAGGCCCACAGCAUGGGGCUGGGCAACAAGUUUAAACAAGUCAAGAAGUCCUACUCAGAGGCCAACAAACUACUGGGGGAUCUGAUCAAGGUGACUCCCAGCUCUAAGAUUGUAGGAGACCUGGCUCAGUUCAUGGUCCAGAACAACCUGACGAGAGAGGAAGUGGAGGAAAAAGCUGAUGAGCUGUCCUUCCCUCUGUCUGUGGUGGAGUUUCUACAAGGACACAUUGGGAUACCGCACGGAGGCUUCCCCGAACCAUUCAGGACCAGGGUUCUAAAAUCCCUCCCCCGUAUCGAGGGCCGUCCUGGUGCCACCCUGCCUCCCCUGGACUUCGAUGCCCUGGAGGCCGGGCUUCGCACGUUGCACACACAUGACAUCACACAGGAGGAUGUGAUGUCAGCGGCCAUGUAUCCCAAGGUGUUCCAGGAGUACAAGGAGUUCACAGGUAGCUUCGGUCCCGUCGACUGCCUCAGCACACGACUCUUCUUGGACGGGCCCAAGAUAGCAGAGGAGUUUCAGGUGGAGAUAGAGAGAGGGAAGACGUUACACAUCAAGGCCCUAGCGGUGGGAGACUUGAAUAAGACAGGUCAGAGAGGAGUCUUCUUUGAGCUCAACGGUCAACUGCGGUCCGUCCUGGUCAAAGAUAAUGUGGCCAUGAAGGAGAUGAAGUUCCACCCUAAGGCUCUGAAGUCCGUCCGGGGUCAGGUGGGGGCACCCAUGCCCGGAAAGGUCAUCGAGGUCAAAGUUGAGCCCGGUCAGAAGGUGGAGAAGGGUCAGCCGCUUUGUGUUCUGUCAGCUAUGAAGAUGGAGACUGUGGUCAACUCUCCACUGACUGGGGUUGUCACGGUGAUUCAUGUGAACACUGACACUAGUUUGGAAGGAGAUGAUUUGAUAUUGGAAAUCACUGCAGAGGAGUAGAGAGAUGGAGUAGAGAGAUGGAGUAGAGAGAUGGAGUAGAGAGAGGGAGAGAGGGAGGGAGUAGAGAGAGGGAGGGAGUAGAGAGAUGGAGUAGAGGGAGGGAGUAGAGAGAUGGAGUAGAGAGAGGGAGUAGAGAGAGGGAGAGAGGGAGGGAGUAGAGAGAGGGAGGGAGUAGAGAGAUGGAGUAGAGAGAUGGAGUAGAGGGAGGGAGUAGAGAGAUGGAGUAGAGAGA
Oncorhynchus keta (chum salmon) is the source of this 4027-nucleotide messenger RNA. Its product is annotated as pyruvate carboxylase, mitochondrial-like. The transcript has 29 exons. Gene Ontology annotation, molecular function: metal ion binding; pyruvate carboxylase activity; ATP binding. NCBI's taxonomy places the organism in Eukaryota, Metazoa, Chordata, Actinopteri, Salmoniformes, Salmonidae. Bases 241 to 3795 code for a protein of 1184 amino acids. Gene Ontology annotation, cellular component: cytoplasm. The record is from RefSeq and is a predicted model, not a curated record. Gene Ontology annotation, biological process: pyruvate metabolic process; gluconeogenesis.